Molecule: messenger RNA, 426 nt
Organism: Caenorhabditis angaria
Lineage: Eukaryota; Metazoa; Nematoda; Chromadorea; Rhabditida; Rhabditidae
Source: the annotation of a GenBank genome assembly
AUGGCAGACGAUAAUGUAUCAUUCACGGACGCCGCCGAUGGAACCGGUGCUGGAGGAGCAAAAGCGAAUGCAAAUGCAUCUGGAAUGUUGGAUCUUAUUGGAAACUUGAAUGAAGGAAAGAAAAAAGGAAAGAAAAGUAAAGCGAGUAAAGAAAAAGGAGGAAAGGGGAAAAAAGGAAAGAAAAGCAAAGGUGGAAAGAAAGUUAGAAAAGCUGAUAAAUUCGAAUCACAGAAUUUUUUAUUCAGAAUUGAAGGAACUAUUUGUUGCGCUUCAAUUAGUAUGUUUGAUUUUCAGGUUUUCAUCGAAUCAACAUUGAAUUUUUCAGUUAUUGGAGUUACGUUGAUUGUGACAUACUUGAUCGUGUUUAUCGUUUUUCUCAUUUGGACUGGAGGUGCAUUCUCAUCUUUCAUCGAUGGAUGGUGGUGA